Adelges cooleyi (spruce gall adelgid) is the source of this 1950-nucleotide messenger RNA. It is a transcript of the gene Gint3, whose product is annotated as UBX domain-containing protein 6. Gene Ontology annotation, molecular function: protein binding. NCBI's taxonomy places the organism in Eukaryota, Metazoa, Arthropoda, Insecta, Hemiptera, Adelgidae. The transcript has 7 exons. The record is from RefSeq and is a predicted model, not a curated record. The coding region runs from base 587 to 1906 and encodes 439 amino acids. Gene Ontology annotation, cellular component: cytoplasm.
GACCAUGUGAAGAGACUUAUGUUCGUAUAAUCUGUGGUAGUAGACCUUAUCAUUUUAUCACUGCUAGUCCAAUGAAAAUUCAAUUAAUAGGCAAUAGCCUAAGUAGAAUAUUUAUUCGAUUUUUUUUUAUUCGUGUCACUGUUUUCAUUGACUUUUUAUUACGUUUAAAAAAGUAUAAAAAGGAAUCUUUAACAAUUUAUUAACUUCAUGAAGUUGUGAUGAAAUUUCAAGAACACGUGAACUCUGUAAACGAUACAACUGUCGGCUGUCUGUACGGUUUAACGACGUUUACUCGGCUGUACACUUUGUCGUUGAUAGACGACUGUUUUUCGUUCACUGAUCUUCGUGUGGUUUUAUUAGACGUUUUCUAUGGUUUCACUGAUUUUGUCAGCUUUGAUGAAUUUCAAAUAAAAAUAUUUAACUACUUGGUGUUGUUCGAGUGCUUGUUAAUUGCUCUCUUGGUCAUUGCCUGGGCCAGAUACAACGUAGAUAUAUACCAACGCUUUUUACUGAGUGAUACUAUUGUCGAUGAACUGAGAGAAGACGUCUCACAUUUGAAGUUACCCAAAUCUUAUACACCAAGAAUAUGAGUGACAAACUGAAGAAAUUUUUUCAAAAGAAAAAAGCAGAUGUUAAAUUCAAAAGGGCUGGACCUGGGCAUAGGCUAAAUGAAGAUUCUGCACCGAAAAAUGUAAAUAAAGUAGGGGAGACUUCUAGGUCUUGCCGCAUCGAACCCACCGAUGAGGCUAAACAGGCUGCGGCUGCAGCUUUAGCUAGAUUCGAAAGUAAAAAAUCCACUGCUGGUUCUAAAAACAUGUCACUGGCGACCAUUAAGUCAAGAGCUAGAAAAGAAAUGGAAGCCGAAAAAAGAAAUGAAGAAAAAAAUAUAGCAAGUGAUGUAAAUAAUUGUGAAGCAAUUAAUAUCAGCAAUGAAGUUCCUGAGUCGUUGGCUGCCAGUGGCGUAUUUUUCCAAUGUCCAAUGAUAGGUUUAGAAGUUUUGUCUGAGCAAGAAUGGCAAAUGAAAAUUGAAGAAUUUAUUAAAGAACAAAUGAAAGACGAUACUAUGUUGCAAUCAAUUUUGUUAAUACAAAAUUGUAAUAAAGAUAGAUCCAAGGUGGAAGAAUGUAUUAAACUUUUAGUUACCUAUGCUGAAAAUAUUAUAAAAAACAAAGAUGAAGAGAAGUAUCGUAAAAUACGAUUGUCUAAUAAGACAUUUACAGAAAAAGUAAAACCUAUUAAAGGGGCUGUGGAGUUUCUGGAGUCGCUUGGAUUUGUUCAGAAAUCAAUUCUUCAUCAAGAACAAGAAGAGGAGUUUUUAGUUUUCCCAGAAGACUGUUUAGAAAACUUAGUAAUGGUGCAGACUAUGGUGGAUGAUUUACAGUCUGCAGAAAGAAUUCAGUUGGUUUUGGAUAGAAAUGUCAAAGUGUUGUUACCAUCACAAGCAUCUAAACAAAUAACGUUACCGCAAGAGUUCUUUACGAUGACUACAAACGAAAUAAAAGUAGAACAUCAAAAAAGGGCUGAAAAAAUUGAAAGUGAUAUGGUACUCAAAACCAAAAGCAUGCGCUUGAAAGAGCAGAAUAAGGGCAAAUCUAAUUACAAGUAUUGUUUGAUCCGAGUUAAGUUUCCGGACUGUUUAAUUUUACAGGGAACAUUUUGUGUAAAAGAACAUUUUUCGGAAGUAAUGGAAUUUGUCAAGGAGAGCCUAUUUGAUGAAGAACGGCCGUUUAAGUUGAGUCUACCAACUGGAAAAACAUUUGACCAUAAUGAAGAACCUAUGAGUUUAAUGGAACUGGGUUUGGUACCAGCAACUAUUUUGUUAUACAAAAGUGAUUCUACGGAAAACGAUCAGGAAAAUCCUUAUUUAAAGGACGAUAUUAUGGCUUUAGUACAAGAUACUGAUUAAUAAUUUAUUAUUGUGAUACUAUUUAAAUAAAUAUUUUUUUUAUA